UGUUAUUUUACUGUCAUACAAAGUGUGAAACAUAAAUAAAGCAUAUUAAAUUUUCUUUAAAAUCAUGACUUAAUAUUUAAUCCUAAUAGUAGUAGUAUGCAUUAAUCUAUCUAAGAAAGUUACUGCCACUAUAAUAUUUGUUUUAAUGUCACUAUGGAUGGUUUAAUUCACGCGGCACUUGAAGCUGAGGGCAUUCUAAAUAGAGCCAAACAUGUGAACGCGGGGUUAUCAUACGAUAGUGGGGUUCAGGAUCAUAAGAUGACUUGGACCCAUGACAAGAUGCAUCUAUCUGAACCAGUUGAUGAUUCCAGAACGAAGUUCAACAGGAGUUCCUCCAGCUCCGGCAUGCUGAAGUCCACUGGGAAGUUUGAUUUAUUCAAAAAACUUCAUGAACUUUAUACAGAGCUAAGUGGAGAUGAAUCUUUACAAUCAAACUAUCAAGGGUUGAAGACAACAUCAUAUUUGUUGGAGAAGUUGCUCGCAACAUACAACCUGAACACAUUAAUUAUUAACUUGUAUCCUGGCAAUAAAGGGUAUUCUCUAUCAUUGAAAAUUAAUGGGAAUUCCCAACAGAUGCAUUCACCUGAUGGAAAUGCAACAAACCAAGAGGAAGCCCUAAUAGAAACAACAAGAUGGCCGUACGAAGAAGAGGAACUCCUUAGUUACAUAGACAAUGAAGAACUGCCAGUGGUCCUGAUGGACCUGCUAGAGACUGAACAUUCUUGUCUAUUCUACUCCGGGUGUGUCAUUGCGCAAAUAAGGGACUACCGGCAGGCCUACCCAAACUUCUUGUGCGAUACACACCAUGUCUUAUUGAGACCUACAAAUCAGAGCAUAAUAACGGACGCAAUGUGCAUAGGCACGACAGAAGAGCGGGCCGCGAUAGAAUCCGCCUUAGUCCUCGCGACAGCACCACCACUAUGUCUAGACCCUCGACCGGCGGUCGGGCUGCUGUCGGCCAGGCUGCACUCCGCGCCGCGACUGUUCAACACGCCGCGGAUACGACGCCAGGCGCGACGGUUUUCUCAGGUGGCGAUAAACCGCAAGCGCAAACUAGACCAGUUCACACACCACCACGGCCUGGAGCUACUGGAGCUGAUCCACCGCCAGCGAGCCAGGAACAGCCGCCAGCCGCUGCCGCACACCAGGCUCACCUCCAAGUUCCCCAAGAAACCGCCGGAGGUAUUCAAACCAAUAGAACCGCCGAAGAUGGAGCCACAACCCUUAGCCCUGCCCUCCGAGCCCGCAGCCGCGUUGCGAUUGGCCAGAGCGUAUGAGAGGCCACGCCCAUCGCCCGACUGCCAACCGCAAUUGGUCGAAGAGUACAUUCUGGAGACUGAGAAAACCUCACCGCACGCUGGUGCCGGCUUCUUCCAUAUUAAACUGUCGAUACUGCAGAGGCCUUCGGAUCAGGAGUUUUUGGGCGAGUUGUACGUGGAUAGGGACCAUGUUGAGGGCGAAAGGAAUGGUGCUGCGUGCCGGUUUGUUCUAGGCACCCGAGUGCAAGCCAACAAGUACAUCCAGCAGUUCACGGAAAUCUUCACCGAAGAAGGACGCAAGUCUGUGCGCAUCAAGCACGUGGUGCCCGGGCAGCUGCCGCGGGUCUCCUUCACCGGGGGCAUGAGAGAGAUCCAAGGGCAACAGUUGCUUCUACAACAGAGGACAACGAACGCUGCGCAAUCAAGCUCCACCGUACAAUCUCACCCCACCGUAGUACCUGUCGUCACAACGAUAGCGGCGACCUCAAAUACUCAUACGACAGCGAGAUCGCUGCCUAUAUUGCAAGCGCAGCUGCAGUGUACGGGCGCGGCGCCGGCGGCCGCCACCACGCCGGACCCCGCGCUCAAACAACAACCUUCGCCGUCCACGCCUAGGCUAUCUCCUCAGGUCCACGACAUCCACUCGUCCCAGCAGGCGUCGACCAAUCAGCUGCUAGCACAGCAGUUGACCAACCCCCCGCAGCCGCUCAACCCGCAGAAGAUGCAGUCCGCCAUCAUACACAUACAGCACCCGCUCAUGUCUUCCGCUACCACUUCACAGGUCCAAAAUAUACAAUACACAAGCGCGUCGACGGCGCAACAGAAGGCGACAAUAACCAAACCUAGAACAACAAAUCCGGCGAUAAGCGCCCUAGUUACUAGUCUUAUGAACUCCGCGCAACAGUUUCAACAAGCGGCAAACCAGAACGCAGCGGCGAAAGCGGUAGUAAGCACGCCGAGCAGCAGCAACGCGACAAUAUUAAACCUGCUCAACUCGGCGCCGGGCGGCAUGUCGCGGCCGUCGACGACAGACGCCGUGACGUCAGAGCACAAGCCGCUUCUCGGCCGCGCCGUGUCGCUGGCGGGCGCGCGGCUUGUCGUCACUACUGCCGCCGCCACGCACCCCACCUACACUCAGGUGAUGUCAGGCUACCGGUGCGACAACGAAGCGACGAAUGUGUCGUCGAGUGAGAGCGCGUUACUGGAGCGACUAAUAUCUCCGCCCGCCGAGCCGAAUCCGCCGCAGACGACGCAACAGCAACAUCCUACUAUGUGUCAUUUACAGGGCCUCAGUCUAACCUCACUCCAAGGUCUCCAAGGCAUCCAAGGCCUCCAGAACGUGCAAGUCCAGAUCCCGGGCCUGUCAGCGCCCAUAUCUCUCUCCCUGAACGUGUCGGGGGCACCGAGCGGGCUGCUGGUGUCGGUGCCGCCGACCACGUCGGUGGUGCUCGCGAAUCAGCCUUCGGUGCUGUCGCUACCUAUAGAGCUGGUGCGCGGGCGCGGGCCGCCGGUACGCCCCCUCCGCCCCGCCCCCCCCGCCGCGCCCGCGCAGCCACCAGGGACCACCCAGUUCAUAGCGCAAGCGCAGACGCUAAACACCCACCAAGUGCGGCGGAAAUCCAACCAAUCGGACGGCUCAUAGUGAACGUGCGAACUCUAGCUCACUGCCCAAAACUAAAGUCUGUGUACAUACGUCAAUAUACCUUAUUACCUAGGACUUAGUUAAUUUAUUCAUACGUAACUCCGGACGGUCGAACAGUGUGCAAUGAACUCUAGUGAAAUAUAUUCUCUGAAGUUGGGAUUCCACUUCGCUUUGGGACAAUGCAGCCUUUGCCUCGGUCUGAGCGCAUAUUUGCCUCGGGCGAGGCAAUCUCCAGAGUCGUCGUAUUGUCGCAUCAAGGAAUCUCAACUUUAUGUUGCGCCGCCGUGUUGUGUUCACUUGAUAUUAAAAAUAUUUAUUUCGUAAUUAUUUACUCGUACUCUCGGUUCGUUUUAAAUGUGACUUGUUGUUUUAAACGAAUUUGGACUUUCCAGGAAACUAAUUAUCGGGGAUUAUUACUUGCCGAUGUUUUAAUACAUUUUGAUGAAUGUUAUCAAUUAAAAUCAUAAAAUGGCCUCUGAUAUGAAUUUCAAAUACAAUGCGAGAGGAUCACGAUAUGUUCAUGUUCAAAUGUUCCUAUUAGCCGCAUUAUACUACUUUAUUAAUAAAUUUAUUAAUAAAUCAGCCAAAAACACAGCAAUUACUGUCUGGAAUAGCUCAGAAAAAUUUGUAGAAGUAUAAUUUAGGUGGUUAUCAUGCAUUGUGUUUGAGUCUAAUAAAAACAAGUUACCUACUUUGCAAUUCGAUUGCAAUGAGUAUACUUUGGUUUGUCUAUGUGUAAUCCAAGAUUUUAUUGAUAUUUAAGAUUAUAUCGUAAAUGAACAGGGUGUUGCUAAAACUGUAUCGUCAUUCGAAAGAACUUCAUAAUACUCGUGAUUCUGAGCAAGAUUUGUUACCAAUGUACCGAUUAGUCGAGGCAUGCCUGGGAUUUCUAAUUUAGUUAGCCAAUGCUCGGUCGGUAUAGUCGUCCCCUAGGGCAGAAAUAUAUAGUCCCAGCAUUUAAAAACCCAAAGCAUGCCUCGCCUGGCGACGUCGAUGUUAGCACGUUAUAAGUCGAAUAUUCGGCAUGUACCUACUCACUGAAGCGGCAUGCCGAGUAUUCGACUCGUAACGUGCUGCCAUCUAGCGAACAUUAAUUGUCAGUUAGCAGUUACCAUCCUUUACGAAAUAUCAUAGGUAUGCAUGUAGUAGCACUGGUCGCUUCGAAUCAUAUUGGUUUUACAUAAUAAGUUCUACGUAUUAUGCUAAGUACAUAAGUUUUUUUUAAUAAAACUCGUAAAUCAAAAGCGCGGUUUAGAAUGACGAGUAGUGUGAUGCGUUUACUGAUUUUCAUACGAUUUUAGCAACUUCCUCUUCAUUAGCCGAACAAUUAUAAAAAUGAACUUCAAUUCAUCUUUAAUCAUGUACACUGCAUGCAUGAAUUAUUUGUUAUAUUUAUAUGUAUACGAAUCAAUCAUGAUCAUUUUAAAUGUUUCGAUGUCACAAAGUACUUAUUUUAUUUUUUAUAUGUUUUAAAAUGUAUGUAUUUAUAGUUUAGAACCACCGAAUGUUAACAUAGCAAGUUCCAAAAACAUUAUCGCAUUAAGAAAUCACAACAAUCAUUACGUAUAUUUCAACUACCUAACCACAUUACUUAUUGUAUUAUAUUAGUUAGCCGCAGUAGAUAGUUUAUUUUGGUAAUACUCAAAAUUUUGUUGCUCUAAAAAAUAUAUUUGAUGCUUUUCCAAUUUCGUUGGUAUCUUCAACCAGUUUAGAAAUUGAUCUCGAAUGUGCAUGUAAUUUAAUGUUAAUGUUUCGGCCUUGUGUUGUUUUAGGUUUACAUUGCGCAUUCCUAUCAAAAGGUAUGACCGAUAUUAAAAGUGUGAAUGGUACUUAAUAAUUUACAAACACAAAAUUACCUUAGACUUAGAAGGAGUUAUAUGAGAGAGUCUUAAUCAGUAUUAAAUACUAAAAGUUUUUUAAUGCCGUGUAUUGAUUAACUGUGUGUUGGCAUGCGAUUUGCAUCUAUUAAAGUACAACACUUUGUUGUGAUUAUGAUAGAAUCAUUCUUGUAAAUAAGUUGUAAAUAAAUAAAAUUGUAUAAAAUGUAUGCGAUAUUCAGAAAUGGGAGUGUAAUAGGAUUGUAUAAAUAUCUCGAAAAACAAUAAGGUUGAAAGCGAUUUAUAGCAAUAAAAUAAUAAUUAGACUAAAUUGCCAAUAAUGUUAGCGAUUUUGAAGGCAUCAAUUUUAAAUUUAGCACUGUAAUAGGCUAUGUGUAAUAAUGCAAAUAAGAUUGUCAGUGCUUAACAUUGGUGCCUUUGGAAUCCGUUACAAUAUAUUGUUAAAAUGCUCUGACUAAAUCAAUUAAGGGCUGAUUCUGAAGUAACAAAUUUCAAAUUUGGUGCUUUUAAACCAGCUCAUGCAUUAAUAUUAUCCAAAAACAGACAUGGUUUGCCACAUGUGAAGUCUAGUUAUAACUGCUAGUCAAAACUUGUUAUUUCAGAAUUGUCCAAAUUGCCUAUAAAUCUACAGGGUUACCACAAAUCAACGAAAGUCGCCAUUUUUUUCGGUUAAAGGUCUUUUAGUUCCGAAAAUGCAUGAGAGUUUGAAAGCGAGCAGCGUUGCUCAACUCCCUUAGUUUUACUUCUAGAUCUGAAUUAGUUCUUAACACUAGGGCUUUCCUAAUCAAUGUAACCGAACCAAACCGAAAUUGUGCUAUGAUUGGCUUUUGGAUCAAGAUAAAAUUGUAAGUCGUUUGGAAUUCUUUUUAAGAAUCACUCAUAAAGCCUACUGUUAAAUUGAUGACUCUAAUGAGAUUAAAUGUUACAGCCCUGGGUGUGUUCAAAAUGCUUAUGUUAAGCUUAAAUGGCAUAAUAAUAUGAUGUUAGAUGGGUAUUAUUUUUAUGGCAUAGAUAAACCGACGCAAUAUUAUAAUCACUUAAGGUUGUAAAUGCACAAAUGAACAUUAAGUAAUAUAGAUAUUUUCACGUACUGACUAGAUAGUACCAGAUUUAAUGUACUGUAUCUGCCAAAAGUGGAUAACUGGAAAAUUGAGUGCUAUUUAAUCAACUAGCGAUGAAUUAAAUCAAAAUGUGACACAUAAUACGAUAAGGCUUCGAUUCCUAAUAGUCUUUGUUAUAAAAAUAUACCGAUAGAAAAUGAAUUAGUAAUGUAUCUACUCUCUUAAGAUGCAUCUACAUCUUAAUACUCUCUAAAAGGGACUCUUUUCAUCGCCUUUUGAUAAACAAUGUCUGAUAAAUUCUUACUACAAUCCCUGCCGGCAAUCUUAUCCCCUGUAACUUUAUUAGUAUUAAAUUUUGGAUUCACAUGAUUUUACUAGAAAUAUAUUUUUAGAAUUCAACAAUCGGAACCUUUUGCAGUUUUUAACAUAAGUUUUGUUUAUCACUAAGCCAUGAAGUGAGUCUCAAUAAAUAUAUAGACUGUUUUUUCGAUACAUCACCUGAUUGAAAAUUUAAUAAGGAGGGAUUUUCAGAACCAUCCGUUUAGUACAAGCCAAGAUGUAAGACUGCCUUUCUUACUCGGCAAUAAAUAUAAUUAAUUUAUUAUUAUAGUUGUGUUGGUUUGUGUGUCUGGGCCUCGUAUAGUAGCGUGAAUCAAUGAUCUCAUUUGUUUAAUGGACAAUAGCUCAAUGUGUAGAUGUUUUAUAGUAAAUCACAUAACUUUGACCUGCACAUGUAAAUGACUAUUUUUAAGAGAAUCUACUAUGAUUGUAUAUAUUUUUUGUAAUGAAGAUUUUAUACGAAUUAUGGCCCAAUUCUAUGCGAUGGUUGCUUGAAAUUUCCAGUGUCAACUAAGUAUGUGUAUAAUAUUAUGAUAUGGUAGUGUAAAUAUAUUUUAUGUAAUGAAAUGAGAUGUGAUAUCCAUUCUGAUGUUUAUAGUUUGUAGGUGUAUUAUAAAAUGUAUAUUAUUGCGUUGACAUUGAUUUUUGUGUAUAUUGAUAUUGUAAAAACUAUGACGUAAGGAUGUUGUUCCGAGAUUGACGUUUCGAACAUAAAUAAAUAAUUUUUACAUGA
Molecule: messenger RNA, 6872 nt
Organism: Plutella xylostella (diamondback moth)
Lineage: Eukaryota; Metazoa; Arthropoda; Insecta; Lepidoptera; Plutellidae
Source: RefSeq, a predicted model, not a curated record